Messenger RNA from Trichoderma citrinoviride, 1404 nucleotides. RefSeq names its product chlorophenol O-methyltransferase. NCBI's taxonomy places the organism in Eukaryota, Fungi, Ascomycota, Sordariomycetes, Hypocreales, Hypocreaceae. Gene Ontology annotation, molecular function: O-methyltransferase activity. Bases 1 to 1404 code for a protein of 467 amino acids. The transcript is spliced from 5 exons. The record is from RefSeq and is a predicted model, not a curated record.
AUGGCCGAGCUCAGAGCUCCGUCGUCGCUGUCGACCGAACGCAACGGGUCAGCAUCAAACACGGAUGUCGACAAGCAAAAGCUUAAUCAAUUGUCCCAGAAUGGAACCAAAAAGACAGGGUCUGCAGAGUCUCGGAUGCUUGUGCUGGCGGAGACGAUCCGAGCUGAGACCCAGAAGCUGCACGCCUAUCUCGAGUCCAACGGUAUAGCUCAACCAGACCUCAGCGUUGAUGCACCGGACGACUUCCCAACUUUACCCAAUGAGAUUCAAGAAAGCAGACAAAAGAUCUUUCUCGCUUCUCGGGAACUUACCGAUAUUGUCAGGGGUCCUCGUGAAACUGUGCGAUAUGCCGUUUGGAGUUAUCUGGAUACCUUGAGCCUGCAACUCAUCAACAGCUAUGGAAUUGCCAAGCUCGUCCCCCUGGAUGCUCCCAUCAAGCUGACCGAGCUGCAAUCCAAGACUCCGCUGGAGCCUGUCCAUCUUGCCCGUGCUUUGCGCCACGCAAUGACCAACAAUAUAUUCCGCGAGCCGUCCCCGGGAUACAUCGCCCAUACCUCAAGUUCACGGAUACUAGCACAGGAUCCCGCUCUUCAGGCCUGGGUUGGCUUCAAUUCGGAAGACGUCUUUCCUGCUGCCGGUCAUGUGCUGCAAGCCUUGAGGGACCAUCCGCAGGCAAUCUCUAGUACACAUGCAGGGUUCAACUAUGCUUUCAACACGGUUGGCCAAGAACCUAUGUUUGCAACCCUUGGCAAAGAUCUGGCCAGAGCUAAGCGAUUCGCCCAAGCGAUGCACAGCUUUUCCCAUGGAGAGGGCUACAAAGUAAGUUACUUUGUGGACAACUAUGACCUUUCCGAAGUCGAUAAGCGCGGGGGCACAUUCGUCGAUAUUGGCGGUAGUCAUGGCUUCGUAUCCGUGGAGCUGGCCAAACGGUGGAAGAACAUGAAGUUCAUCGUGGAAGAUCUGCCAAAAACCAUAGAGUCUGCUCCACAACCCAUCUCCGAUGACAAAACUGUGGCAGACAGAAUCUCAUUACAAGCCCAUGAUUUCUUCCAGGAGCAACCGGUGAAGGGUGCCGAUGUCUACUUCUUUCGGUGGAUUAUUCACAAUCACGCCAAGCCAUACGCCGUUUCCAUUCUUCGGAAUCUCAUCCCCGCACUCAAGCCGGGAGCUCGCGUCAUCAUCAACGAUUACUGUAUCCGUGAGGCUGGAUCGGAGAAUGCAUGGGAUGAGAAGCUCUUGAGGAACAUGGACAUGAUUAUGGGGGCGAUCUUGAACGCACAGGAGCGAGAAGAAUGGGAGUUUCGCGAGUUGUUUGAAGCAGCCGACCCUAGGUUCAAGUUCAAGGGAGUCCAGAGAGUUGAGAAUUGCAAGAUGAGCGUCAUUGAGGCAGUUUGGGAUGAGUAA